This is a messenger RNA of Betta splendens (Siamese fighting fish), 3713 nucleotides long. RefSeq names its product microtubule-associated protein, RP/EB family, member 2 (gene mapre2). The transcript is spliced from 7 exons. Gene Ontology annotation, molecular function: microtubule plus-end binding. Gene Ontology annotation, biological process: spindle assembly; regulation of microtubule polymerization or depolymerization; protein localization to microtubule plus-end. The record is from RefSeq and is a predicted model, not a curated record. Gene Ontology annotation, cellular component: spindle midzone; microtubule plus-end; microtubule organizing center. NCBI's taxonomy places the organism in Eukaryota, Metazoa, Chordata, Actinopteri, Anabantiformes, Osphronemidae. The coding region runs from base 773 to 1789 and encodes 338 amino acids.
CAUCACCUAACCCAUUCAUCCUAGAGGAUGCAGUACAUUGUGAUAGAACAUAGAUAUGAGGCCACACUAACCUCAUAUUUUGCCCUCUUACCACAAACACAAGUUUGUGUUAUGGCAUUAACACAAAUGGUAAAGACUGGCAACACAAGAAGAUAAUCCCCCAGGAGACAGACAAGUAAUCGUUAGGUGCAGGACUACAUGCGGCUUUGACUUAAACCACAUAUUACAUGUUCACAGUCACUAGUGACUUAGUUGAGUAGGGCUGCACAUUCAAAUGCACCAGCUAACCACCAUACCAAAGUAAAUAUGUAGUAAUAAUAUAUGGUGGGUGAGUAAUUAUUAUAUUUAUUAGACACGUGGCCAUUUUCAUCACACUUUAUGUGUUUGAUUGUGAAACUUUCCUGUUUAAUGUCCAGUCGUCGAUCCGCAUCCCCGCAGCCGCGAGCGUUUUUAGCGUCACGCAUUGAUCCCAGCGGUUAUGUGGCUUUCUUUUUUUUUUUUUUUUUUUUUUUUUUUGGAGCGAGCGAUCGAUGCAAUUGGGCGAAGUGAGCUAGCCCAUUAGACGGAACGGGCAGGCCCCCGCCGGUCACGUGAUCCGGGGAGCAGCGACGUCAUUAGGGCAGAGAUUUGUGAAGAAUAAGGAGACAGACGGCAGGAGCCCCGGAGGUGAAGCACUUUUCUUGGCACUUCCAUCGUCCCUCUUGCCGAUUUCCUCUUUUUUUCUCUGGCCACAGCGAGAACAGAGUAUCUGUUCGACAUUUCUGAGACCCAAAUGCCCGGUCCCACCCAAGCCCUUUCCCCAAAUGGAGAGAACAACAACGACAUCGUGCAGGACAACGGAACCAACAUCAUUCCUUACAGGAAAAAUACAGUGCGUGGAGAGCGCGCCUACAGUUGGGGGAUGGCGGUCAACGUAUAUUCUACCUCAAUCACCCAGGAGACUAUGAGCAGGCAUGACAUCACUGCCUGGGUUAAUGACAUUCUCUGCCUAAACUACACGAAAGUGGAGCAGCUUUCUUCAGGAGCGGCCUAUUGCCAGUUCAUGGAUCUGCUCUUCCCUGGCUGCAUUAGUCUUAAGAAGGUCAAGUUUCAAGCUAAACUGGAACAUGAGUACAUUCACAAUUUCAAACUGUUGCAGGCGUCCUUCAAAAGGAUGAAUGUGGACAAGAUUAUUCCUGUGGAAAAGCUGGUUAAAGGAAGGUUUCAGGACAACCUUGAUUUCAUACAGUGGUUUAAGAAGUUCUUUGAUGCCAAUUACGAUGGGAAGGAGUAUGACCCAGUUGCAGCCAGACAGGGUCAGGAUGCCAUUCCCCCCCCUGACCCCGGUGAGCAGAUCUUCAAUUUGCCAAAGAAGUCCCACCACGCAGCCAGCUCCCCUACUGCAGGCGCGUCAAGGUCAAGCUCUACAACCCCAAAGUCCUCCACACCAACAUCCAGACCCUCAUCGGCCAAAAAGAUUCCUGUAGCUGCAUCGGCUCCUGCAAAGGGAGAGAAAGAGCUCGAGGCACAGGUCACACAUCUCACCGAGGAGGUGAACACAUUAAAGGUGGCGCUGGAAGGGGUGGAGAAGGAGAGGGAUUACUACUUCAGCAAGCUGCGAGAGGUGGAGCUGCUGUGCCAGGAACAGGGUGAAGAAAACGCCCCAUUCGUUGAUCGGUUAAUGGAGGUGCUUUAUGCCACAGACGAUCAGGACAGAGCCGAGCUUGGCGACGGUGACGGACAGGAAGUGGACCAGGAAGCCCACGAAGAGGCAGCAGAUGAUCAGCAGGAGGAGCAGGACGAAUACUGACUGCCGCCAUCCUUCACUGCAGUCACACCCGUCUUUUUAAUAUGUGAGAACUGUUAAAGGAUUUACAUUUUUUUCCUCAUGUUUUUUUUUUUUGUUCUCUCCAAGAUUGAGCACAGGAAGCAAACUCCAGAAUAGAAGCACCAUCUUUUUUUCCUUCUGCUUACUGUUUGAUGUUUGUGAUUUUUUGGUGAACUGCUGUGGGAGGUUUGUGGUGACGACCUCCACCAGCAGACAGGCUCCAACCGUCACAGGAGGUUCCACAGACUGUGGCCGUGAAAAGUCAAUUCAGAUCCUAAAGUAGGUGUGAUGAAAUGCUGAAGUUUCUACAGGUAACACUUACCUGUCAGUGCAAGUAUUAUUUUCCCAGCUUCAGUCUUUAUUUUAGUUUGUUUUUACAUAUCAACAAUAUUAAAAUCAAAAGGAUGCAAUAAGCAACCCCCUGAAAGGGCUCUAAGUAGCUCUUAUUUCCCCCCCUCUCACAUGUUGCACUGACAUUUGACUCUGUUUGGACAAUCUGUCCAUAGACCCUCACCAUAUUUAUUGUUGUUAUUUUUUUUUAUUAUUAAGCCUUAGUGUUACCCAUGCCUCUGUGUGUGUACUGCUCGGUUUCUCACCUCAGGUCGCCCCUCCCUUGCUCCACACCUGAAUGCAUUCAGUGCUCAGCUGGAGGGAAAAGAGAAUAAAAAGUGCUGGUAGAACAGAGAUGGGCGGCUGCAAACUAUUUUAUUCUCCUCUUUAGAGCUGUACUACCAGAUCAUUUACGCCUCAUCACCGAGCAAAGCACCUUUAGUCAACAGAUUAACUCGGACUCCUUUUUUACCUGCUUAGACACAGGGAGACCAAAAUGCAGCAGGUCCAACAAAUAAAUGUUAUUUUUUGCGUUUGUUUAUUUAGGAUAAUUAUUACUUUUUUUCAUUCUGUAUUUAUUUGCAUUUUAAUUGUGAAUAUUGGGCUACAGUAAAAAACCCAAUUGACGUGUUUAUGUAAAGAUUGAAUUAUCCUCAGACCUUGCUUUGAGUUGCUUUUAUCUGCAGAGCUCCACAUUACGAAUUACUUUUCUUUUUUUACGCAUAAACUUCUUAUUAAAAAAAAAAACUACACCUAAACAAACUAGCCAAUAACUAGACUACUGGCAGGCUGUGUUCAGGUGUGCCACACAUGGAGGGGAGAGACCUGAAGUGUGGGAAAGAUCAGGACAAACGCAGGGAGGCAUACGUAACGGUUAAGAAUAGUGUAAGAGUCUGAAUCGAUCCUCAUGAAGGAGGACAGUACAGUUGCUGAAUUGUGAAUAAAAUGUAGUUUAAUACCAACAUAUGACUGUUUGACAAAAUGAUGAUAUUUCAGAUAAUCAGUGUGCUCAGCAGUGUGUUUUUCACACCACACAAGGUGGUUUCGUAGUUUACUUGCUAUGCCAUAAACCUAGGGAAGGAAGAAGCAUUGUCGUGAACUUGUCUUACUAUAAAUGCAGCAUUUUCAACGUUUAAAGCUGAGCUGGAACUUGUCUGUCCUGGUUUUCUUUUUAAACCACAGGUCUUAGGAAGCUGAGUUGGUUCACUGAGUAAUUUGCCAUACUAUAUUCCAGUAAGUACAUUGUAUACCCUUUCUUAAUAUUGCAUUUACUUCUACUAAAAUGGGCAGUGCACCAUUAUGCUUUAGUCAUAUUAUUGUGUAAAUGAAAAAGAAUGUAAACAUGUACUGUCAACAAUUAAUGAAUGGUAAAUGUUUUUUUUUCAUGUUCCACUUAUGCAUUCCCCAAAAAACGUGUUGCAUGUUGGCAUUUUAUUUGUGAAUAACUUGACCUGCUUUUUACAUAUUUAAUAAAAAAAACAAGUACAUUACCUGAGCUUUUGUAUGUUUAACCUGCUAUUCGAACGAUGUUGAGAUAUGGAUGGAUUUGCUGUAAUAAAAUUACGUUUUGAGCUGA